Messenger RNA from Camelina sativa (false flax), 2343 nucleotides. RefSeq names its product DELLA protein GAI. The record is from RefSeq and is a predicted model, not a curated record. Lineage: Eukaryota; Viridiplantae; Streptophyta; Magnoliopsida; Brassicales; Brassicaceae.
AUAAGUGUUGGUGUGUGUUUCAGAGUUUUCAGCCUUAUCGUUUAGAGCUGUAGAUGUUGCUGUUAGCCCUCUGAUCCAUGAUUCAUCGGACAUCGAGCCCCAUCACCACCCCUGCCCCUUUCUGUUUUUUUUUUUUCUUUUUCUUUUUUUCUCUAUAAUGUUUAUUCUCUCUCUCUCUCUCUCUCUAUUUCUUUACUAGUUACAAUUUUGUGAUAAUAAUGAGAAGUGGUAGUAAAUAAAGAGUGCAUCCCAAAUAAAAAUCCAAACUAAGCAAGUCCCAACCAAUCCCCGAAGCUAAAGAUUCUUCUUCUUCUUCUUCUUCUUCAGUCUCUUCCUUCACCCAACAAAGUCCCCAAAAAGCAAAAACCUAGAUCCGACAUUGAAGGGAAACCUUUUUUUUUUUUAGAUCCAAAGCCAUGAAGAGAGAUCAUCAAGAUCAAGAUAAGAUGAAGGAAGAAGAAGACGAUUGUAACAAGGGCAUGGACGAGCUUUUAGCUGUUCUUGGUUACAAAGUUAGGUCAUCAGAAAUGGCUGAUGUUGCUCAGAAGCUUGAGCAGCUUGAAGUUAUGAUGUCGAAUGUUCAAGAACACGAUCUUUCUCACCUCGCUACUGAGACCGUUCACUACAACCCUGCCGAGCUUUACACGUGGCUUGAUUCUAUGCUCUCCGACCUUAACCCUCCUCCCUCUUCUAACUCCGACUACGAUCUCAAAGCUAUUCCCGGUGACGCUAUUCUCAACCAUCACUUCGCUGUCGAUUCGUCUUCUUCCUCUAACCACGGCGGCGGCGGCGGUGAUGUGAAUGCUACUUCCAACAAGCGGUUGAAAUGCUCAAACGGCACGACGGUGGCGACAGUGACAACAGCGGCGGGUGAUGAGUCGACUCGUCCUGUAGUUCUAGUCGACUCGCAGGAGAACGGCGUGCGUCUCGUCCACGUGCUUUUGGCUUGCGCUGAAGCUAUUCAGAGUGAGAAUCUGACUCUAGCGGAGGCUCUGGUGAAGCAAAUCGGAUUCUUAGCCGUGUCUCAGAUCGGAGCGAUGAGAAAAGUCGCUACUUACUUCGCCGAGGCUCUCGCGCGGCGGAUCUACCGUCUCUCACCGUCGCAGAGCCCGAUCGACCACUCUCUCUCCGAUACUCUUCAGAUGCACUUCUACGAGACCUGUCCUUACCUCAAGUUCGCUCAUUUCACGGCGAAUCAAGCCAUCCUCGAAGCUUUCCAAGGGAAGAAGAGAGUUCAUGUCAUCGAUUUCUCUAUGAGCCAAGGUCUUCAAUGGCCGGCGCUUAUGCAGGCUCUUGCGCUUCGACCUGGUGGUCCUCCUGUUUUCCGGUUAACCGGAAUUGGUCCACCGGCUCCGGAUAAUUUCGAUUACCUUCACGAGGUUGGGUGUAAGCUGGCUCAUCUAGCCGAGGCGAUUCAUGUGGAGUUCGAGUACAGAGGAUUUGUGGCUAACACUUUGGCCGAUCUUGAUGCGUCGAUGCUUGAGCUUAGACCGAGUGAGAUUGAAUCUGUUGCGGUUAACUCUGUUUUCGAGCUUCACAAGCUCUUGGGACGACCUGGUGCGAUUGAUAAGGUUCUUGGUGUGGUGAAUCAGAUCAAACCGGAGAUUUUCACUGUUGUGGAACAGGAAUCGAACCAUAAUAGUCCGGUUUUCUUAGACCGGUUUACCGAGUCGUUGCAUUACUACUCGACGUUGUUUGACUCCUUGGAAGGUGUGCCGGGUGGUCAAGACAAGGUCAUGUCUGAGGUUUACUUGGGUAAACAGAUUUGCAAUGUUGUGGCUUGCGAUGGGCCUGAUCGAGUUGAGCGUCACGAAACGUUGAGUCAAUGGAGGAACCGGUUCGGUUCAGCUGGGUUUUCGGCGGCACAUCUUGGUUCGAAUGCGUUUAAGCAAGCGAGUAUGCUUUUGGCUCUGUUCAACGGCGGAGAGGGUUAUCGGGUUGAGGAGAGUGACGGAUGUCUCAUGUUGGGUUGGCACACUCGACCGCUCAUAGCCACCUCUGCUUGGAAACUCGCCACCAAUUAGAUGAAUUUGCUGAGUCGAGACGAGUUGAUUGAUCAGUUUGACCGGUUACGAUGAGAUCUGUUCCGACCGAACCAAAACUAAAUCCUACUGUUUUUCCCUUUGUCACUUGUUAAGAUCUUAUCUUCAUUAUAUUAGGGUUAAUUGAAAAUUUUUAAUCUCACUUUCGAGAGUUUCUUUUUGUUUACAUGUGACAUUGGUGGGUAAAUUGGAUAGGCAAAAAUAGAAUUAUGUAGUUGGUUGAAAUAAAUUUUUAAUCUUUUUUGAAUGUCACCAACUAUGCCUAUAUAUAUUCAUUGUAAUGACUAAUGAGCCUAAUUAA